Molecule: messenger RNA, 159 nt
Organism: Paraphaeosphaeria sporulosa
Lineage: Eukaryota; Fungi; Ascomycota; Dothideomycetes; Pleosporales; Didymosphaeriaceae
Exons: 2
Coding region: 1-159 (52 amino acids)
Source: RefSeq, a predicted model, not a curated record
AUGACCUGGAUUACCACCGUGAACGUCCCCAAAGCGCUUCCCGUGUUCGAGAAACACGGUGUUGUGGACUACGUUCUUUUCGACACCCCAGCCACCUUCAUUGAUCCCUUUCCAGAGAACAUGGCAGUCUUGAAACCGAACUGGGAAAUCGCGGGCUAG